CGCAUCGCCAUUCCCUGCAGGGCCAAACAUCGAGACCCAUUUCUCCCAAGCCAAGACCUUGGACAGCUGACAACCCCCCUAAUCAAAACCCGUUCCAAGACGGUUUUUCGGCGUCUUGCUCCCGACUUUGGUGGUCAAACAGGGACAACGACCUCGUCCCUGCGUUACCGCUUUGGCCACGCCUUCGCUUUCAUGUCUCUCGUUUAGAACGACGUUCAAUUGAUUGAUUUGCCACCCUUGGCGGGCAUGUGCGACCUGGUCCCGUAGCCAGCUCCACCCCCCUCUCCUUGCGAUCUUUGGCGCCUCCUCCGGGACGUCGAACCCAUCCCUAUGCGACGCACGUCGGUCUCGCUGCCGACGAAGCACAUCGCCUACGAUCCGCACGAGAAACCAGACCGCUACGAACCGCGCAACCGCCACGCAAGCCUUUCGGCGAAGAUGCAGUCCGCCUGGGCGUUGCAAUCGCAGCGGACCCGCUACCUCAAGGCGGGCGCCAUCAUUUUCGUCGUGCUUGUUCUCUUUUAUUGCUUCUCGCCGGCCGGCGUCGAUCUCUACCAUGGAGUAUCAUCAGACCUGGGGAACAAAGCCCAGGGACCGUCACAAGGCCAGAUGCCCGCCGAUUCGUCGUACGGCACCGACCGAUGCACGAGGUCCUUUUCCAAGGACAAGCCGAUUGUGCAAUACGUGCUCAUGAUCGACGCUGGCAGCACCGGCUCGCGGAUCCACGUCUACAAGUUCAACAACUGCGGCGCCGCUCCCGAGCUCGAGGGCGAGGUUCUGUUCAAGCAAACCGAAAAAAUCGAGGGCAGGAGCAGCGGUCUGAGCGCGUACAAGGACGACCCCGAUGCGGCUGCCAAGAGUCUGGACCCGCUCCUCGAUGAGGCCCUCAAAGUCGUGCCGGACAAGCUGAAGGCCUGCAGCCCCAUCGCCGUGAAGGCGACCGCAGGCCUGCGCCUGAUCGGUGAGGAAAUGAGCGCCAAGAUCCUCGAGGCCGUCCGUCACCGUCUCGAGACGAGCUACCCGUUCCCCGUCGUGUCGCAGCAGGAGGGCGGCGUCUCCAUCAUGGAUGGCUCCGACGAGGGUGUCUUCGCGUGGAUCACCACCAACUACCUGCUCGGGAAGAUCGGCGGCCCGGACCACAGCGAGACGGCGGCCGUGUUCGAUCUCGGCGGCGGCUCCACCCAGAUCGUCUUCCAGCCGAGCUUCGAGGGGCUCACCUCGGGCGGCAUGCCCGACAAGCUGGCCGACGGCGACCACAAGUACGAGCUCGAGUUCGGCGGGCGCAAGUUCAGCCUCUACCAGCAUUCUCACCUGGGCUACGGCCUGAUGUCGGCGCGCGGGGCUAUCCACGCGACGCUCGUCGACGACCUCCACAAGGAGCACAAGGACGACCUCUCGUGGACGCACCAGCCCGUCAUCCACCCCUGCUUCUCCGCCGGUAUGUCCAAGACCAUCAAGGUGAAGCUGCCCGAGGAUCAUCCGCUCGGUCCCCAAAUCGAGCUGAACAUGACGGGUCCGGCCACCGCGGCGCCGACCCAGUGCCGCCGCCUGGCCGAGCGCAUCCUCAAGAAGGACGCCGAGUGCAAGCUGGCGCCCUGCUCCUUCAACGGCGUGCACCAGCCGUCCAUCGCCAAGACGUUCGCGCGCGAGGACAUCUACUUCCUGUCGUACUUCUACGACCGCACCCAGCCGCUCGGCAUGCCCGAGUCGUUCACGCUGCGCGAGAUGGCCGACCUCGCCGCCCGCGUGUGCGCCGGCGAGCGCGACCGCGCCUGGGACGUCUUCGGCAGCGUGCCCGGCGCCCUGGCCGAGCUGCGCGGCCGGCCCGAGCACUGCUUGGAUCUGAACUUCAUGCUGGCGCUGACGCACACCGGCUACGAGAUGCCGCUCGACCGCGAGGUGCGCAUCGCCAAGAAGAUCAAGGACAAGGAGCUGGGCUGGUGCUUGGGGGCGAGCUUGCCGCUGCUGUCUAAGGGAUCGGGCUGGCAAUGCAAGGUCACUGAGGUGCAUUAACGGAGAAGAAAAAAGAAGGGGAACAAGCGGCCGCCGGGUAGGGUCAAACCCGGAUGAUUGGAAGCGGCAAGCGGAAACAUGCAUUAUUUUACCUGUUCAUAUACCAAUACCAAUGCCAGGCCGGCUAGAGGCCGAGCGCUGCGCACACUGCGAUGGAAACCGGCGUUAUGGGCAAGGGGGCUAAUUGUAGGGUUUGAAAGAGGGGGCGAGUCGGACUCGGCCCCUUACAUCGGAUGGGGAGCAAAGCGAAUGCUACCUAAUAAUCCAUGCGCGUCGUCGGUCCAGCAAGCUGGCUGUAUGUCGACCUCUUCUUG
Molecule: messenger RNA, 2327 nt
Organism: Thermothielavioides terrestris NRRL 8126
Lineage: Eukaryota; Fungi; Ascomycota; Sordariomycetes; Sordariales; Chaetomiaceae
Exons: 3
Coding region: 331-2013 (560 amino acids)
Biological process (GO): protein N-linked glycosylation; nucleoside diphosphate catabolic process
Cellular component (GO): Golgi apparatus; membrane
Molecular function (GO): GDP phosphatase activity; UDP phosphatase activity
Source: RefSeq, a predicted model, not a curated record